Molecule: messenger RNA, 3971 nt
Organism: Hermetia illucens (black soldier fly)
Lineage: Eukaryota; Metazoa; Arthropoda; Insecta; Diptera; Stratiomyidae
Gene: Vps8
Product: vacuolar protein sorting-associated protein 8 homolog
Exons: 5
Coding region: 227-3898 (1223 amino acids)
Biological process (GO): endosomal vesicle fusion; protein targeting to vacuole; vesicle-mediated transport
Cellular component (GO): HOPS complex; late endosome
Molecular function (GO): protein binding
Source: RefSeq, a predicted model, not a curated record
AAAAUCACGUAACAGCUGUUCAUGACACCUCCGUCAGCUAUCAAAGCACUAUCAAUUGGCAUCUGCCAAAUGUGUGUAAUCAGUGGGCAGUUGCAGUGGCAAGGGAGUAACAUUUACGACGGUCUGAGGUGUUGCAGAUAAGGUGUUCGAUCGCUUCAGGCAAUCUUCCAAUCGCCAAGUUCACAGAUAAAACGUACAAAACCAAUCGAGAUAACGCGCGACGAACAUGAACGAACUGAAAGCGCCAUCGCUCCAGUCACUGCUGGAAUCGGACCGAGGCUCGAACGACAGCCUCCUCGCGGAGUCCCUACAGCUCGACAUCGAAGAUCUGGACGAUGACGAGUACUCGAUUCCCGCGCUCGAUACUCUGCCCACCCUGGAGAGUGUCCUGAGUGAGCUGGAGGGCGAUUCGGACAUUGCGUCCGAGGUUCAAUUCACUUCUGCAACGCCGACACCGUCUGUGGAUGAAAGCAGUCGGGGAGGCUCGAUCCUAAGGCAUGUUAUCCUGCAAGGAAUUUCGUCGCAAAUAUCGUCGGCAGCGGAUCGCAUCAAUGCAGGCUCAGCCACUGCCGUUGCUAUUUCUCAAAUGAUUGCACUCGGUACCUCGCAUGGUCACAUCCUAAACUUCGACAGUUCACAAACCCUGCGCUGGGCCCAUCAGGAUCAAACCUCACAAGGUGCCGUCUCGGCACUUGCCUUCAACGAGGAUGUCACUCGACUAUUAGCCGGUUUCGCCCGCGGUCUGGUUAUCAUGAUUGACACCGCCAGCGGGGACGUCUUGCGCAGCAUGACUGACGUGAUUACGCCAAAUACAGGCGUGUUGAGCAUAAAAUGGACUGGACGUCCAGCGCUGGCGCUCUGUUCGGACUCCGGUGGCUCUGUGUGGUCGCUGAGCUUCACUAGGAAACUAGGAAUUCGAGGGUGCGCCUCUCGGUGCUUGUUCAGUGGUGCUAGAGGAGAAGUCUGUGCGAUGGAACCUCUGAUUCUCGAGGAUGAUGGACACGAGCUGCAAAACUAUUCCAUCAUUGCCUUGGCGACUUUGUCCAAGUAUCUUGUCGUCACUAUCAGGCCUAGAUUGCGAGUUGCGAAAUUUAAUGUCUUGGACGGACCGCGUGAUUGCUUACCACUGCUUGCCUGGCAAAUGGUUUUGAUACAAGCAGCCGACACCAGUCGAACGGUCGAUCCUGUGCUUGCCGUGGCUAGGGGGAAUCAAUUGUUUUUCCAUCAGAUAUUCAUCAACAACGGCCGCAUCGACUUGCUGUUCCUCCGUAAAGUCCAUCUCGGCUACAAUUUGCUCGCACUCCAUUGGCUCGGAUCCAAAUCGAUAGCUUGCUUGGAUACCUCAGAGAUGCUUCAUCUGGUGGACGUUCGCUCGAGCAAGGAAGUCGAAUGCGUCGAUAUGGCGAACGCUGGUCUAGUCUACAGCUCAGCGCAAUUCAAGGGACUCGCGACCGGUGGAAAUGUGUCUCCAGCUCUUGCCUUAGCAGGAACCCACGCUUGCUACAAUUCAGUCGCCUCGAAAGGCACACAACUCUACAUCUUGGGGGCGCGAAGCUUGAAUGUUGUUAGUGUGCGCCACUGGAAUGAGCGAAUAUCCUAUCUAGUCCACAAUCACCGCUGGGCUGAAGCUUGUGAGCUGGCUCUCGACGGGUACAGAGCCGCAGGGGACCGGCCUAGAAGAAAACAGCAAGCACACGACAGAAUCGUUGAAUUGUUCCAUGAAUACGUUUCAUCCACGAACAGAACUCCUGAAUUUUGUCUGGGACCGAUAAUGAAGUGUCUGAUCGAAAUCGGUGAAUUGGAUCUACUAUGGCAAGAGCUUUGGGACCGUCUGACGUCUCCUGGACUAUUCCUGCAACUCAUCACAGAGCACAUCGAAAACGACGAGAUAAAGCGCAUCAAUCCGAACAUCGCUCAAGCUCUGGUUGACUACUGGGCGAACCUAUCUCCCGCAAGACUAGAGGACAUCAUCCUGAAGCUAGACUGGACUUGUCUGGAUCUACAUCAAGUUUUGACCGUUGCCAAGGCGAAGAAACUCUACAAAGCGCAAAUCUAUCUGAACACCCACGCCCUUAGUGAUUACACGAUUUCUCUGAUGGAGUUCAUUCCGUUGGUCGAGUCUGAAAGUCGUGAUUUGGGAAAUUGCCUGUUGGUUUACAUUUCAAGUUGUUUGGCCGGCAGAGGGUAUCCGGCAGGCGAGAUUCCACCCGAUCAAGUGCCGAACGUCAAGCAUGAUGUCUUGCGCUGUUUGACGUCAAUUCAUUCUAUUCGGAGUGACGAGAAUGAAUUUCAUUAUCCUUAUCUACGCGCGCUGCUUCGGUUUGAUACGCGAGAAACGCUGAAUGUGAUAUCGUUGGCAUUUCAGGAGAAGGAGUUCAGUGGUGAGCUGGGAAUGUCGCACAGGCAGCGGAUUGUGAAUAUCUUGUUGGAGAUUAUGACAUCGGAGAAUGCCACGUGGUCUCAAAUCGGUUGCCUUCUAAACUUCAUUAGCCAACAAGUAUCUGCUCAUUGCCUUCCUGACGAUGCGUCACUCGUUGAAAGAAUCACUGACUACCUCGUUAAAGAAAACAUUGACGGCGAAAGUCCUAGAGAACAUUCCGAACGUGAACAAGCUUGGCUGGAACUGAUCAGUUCCAAUCAUCUCUCGCACAUUCCCUUAGAACAACAGUUGGUCCUGGCAAGCCGCGCUAAAUGCUAUUGUGUUCGGGAAUAUCUCCUCGAAAAACUCAAUGAAUACGAUGAAAUCCUGGAAUGUUAUCUGAAUAAUCCUUACCGUCACUUGGAAGUGUUCAUGUACAUUGAACAACAUGCUGCAAACCCGGAGCGAAAAAUCUACUUACAAGUCUUGAAAAAUUUCCCUGCGCUCAUGCGUAUUGACUACGAUAGAAUGACGAAAAUUGUUGUGGAUCAUUUCAGUGAAAAAGUACCGGAGUUUGUUAGAGCCUUGUCGAAUGAGCCGAAGCUUUUAUAUUUAUUUCUUGGGCAACUGUCCAGAUACGGGCUAGCGUUGGACGUGGCGCAGAACGAGAAGUAUUUGGAGCUUAUGUGCCAAGAGAACCCGGAGCAAGUUAAAGAGUUCCUGACAAGUAGCGAGAACUACCGACUGGAGAACGCCUUGGAAAUCGUCACAAAAUUUCAUUUGACCCAGUGCUGCAUUUAUCUCUAUGAAAAACAAGGUGAUUAUCAAGUUGCAUUUAAUCUUUCGAUGGAAUUACUGCGGGAAGCGCCUGAGAGUACUGCCGAAACUUACGCGCAUCAGAUCAUGCUAUUGUGUUCGAGAGCUUCCCAGGUGCUAUCUGAGAAGCAACGGGAAGAUUUCUGGUUCCCUCUCUUAACUCUGGUGCUAUCACGCCCAGACCUCUCCUCAAUAACUCGCAGUGCACUCCACCUUGCCGGCCAGCAUGUUGACCUUUCUAAACUAGUCCAACUUGUCCUACAAUGUGGAACGCAAUCAGGAAGCUUCGGUGAUAUAAAGGACCUUCUCGUUGGAAUGCUCUCGAAUUCGCGAUACGAAAACUUACUCCUGGAAACAACAGCUCGAAUCCUCGGUCGGGAUCUUCACAAUAAAUUUGCGGUGGAGCGGAAAGCUGCCAAUCGGGGACUAUGGGUAACUGUGAUUAAAUGUGUUGUAUGUCGGCAACGAUUGUACAACCAAAUGGAUGUGCUGGUGUUCGGUGCGUGUGGGCAUUCCAUUCAUCAGGCGUGUUGCAGCGAUCGAAUAAGCAAAUCGAGUUGCCCCCGUUGCGGGGCUAAGAUGGCCAGCGACGAACCUAUCGAGCUGGCUAAACCUAAGCUAAGAAUUGUUGAUAUUGAUAGUCGCCAUAGUGAUAGUAUUAGUAGCACUAAUAAUUCCGAAAUGCUAAAUGUUAAAGCUCCUCCUAGACAAUUUCAUUGUUAAAAUGUUUAGUAUUUAGAUGUAUGUAUUUAUAGGAUUCAUAUACAUAUAUUUAUUAAAAGUAUGCAUGACUUAG